Molecule: messenger RNA, 1140 nt
Organism: Pichia membranifaciens NRRL Y-2026
Lineage: Eukaryota; Fungi; Ascomycota; Pichiomycetes; Pichiales; Pichiaceae
Exons: 1
Coding region: 1-1140 (379 amino acids)
Biological process (GO): heme biosynthetic process
Molecular function (GO): protoporphyrin ferrochelatase activity
Source: RefSeq, a predicted model, not a curated record
AUGCUCAAGAACUUUAUUCGUCGUGUUUCGACAUCGGCAACGCCAAAGUCCCAGGGGACUGCUGUGGUUUUCAUGAACAUGGGAGGUCCUUCGACCGUUCCCGAAACUAGAGACUUUUUGUUCCGUUUAUUUUCAGACGGAGACUUGAUCCCGUUGGGACCAUUCCAGAAUUCUAUUGCUAAGUUCAUCACUUGGAGGAGAACACCUAUGAUUGAGAAAUACUACAAAACCAUCGGUGGCGGAUCCCCGAUUCGGAAGUGGUCCGAGUUUCAAGCGGCCAAAGCCUGUGAACGUUUGGAUAAAAUAUCACCAGAAACUGCGCCCCAUCAUCCUUAUGUUGCGUUCCGUUAUGCAAAUCCUUUGACGAAAGAAACUCUUCAAAAGAUGUUGGCUGAUGGUAUUACUAGAGCCGUUGCAUUCAGUCAGUAUCCUCAAUUCAGUUACUCGACUACUGCUUCUUCUAUCAACGAUCUAUACAGAUUGUCCAAGAUACAUGAUCCAGAAGGUCAAAUAAACUGGUCUAUUAUUGAUAGAUGGCCUCAGCACCCUUGUUUGGUGAAAACCUUUGCCAACCAUAUAACAGAUGCACUCCAAAAGUUUCCUGAAAAUGUUAGAGAUGAAGUCGUCAUUCAGUUUUCUGCACAUUCUUUGCCAAUGGAUAUCAUCAAUAGAGGUGAUUCGUAUCCUGCCGAAGUUGCUGCUACAGUUUAUGCCGUCAUGCAGAAACUGAACUUUUCAAACCCAUACAGACUUACUUGGCAAUCCCAAGUCGGUCCAAAACCUUGGUUAGGAGCGCAGACUGAAAAAACGUGUGAACGGAUCACCAAUAACGAAUCGGUCCCAGGUGUUGUUAUCGUUCCAAUCGCUUUCACUUCGGAUCAUAUUGAGACUUUACAUGAGUUAGACAUCGAGCUUAAGGAAGCUAUCGAUCAUCCAGAUAAAGUUGUCAGAUGCGAAUCAUUGAAUGGAGAUCCUAUUUUCCUCGAAGGAUUGGCUGAUUUAGUGAAAGAUCACUUGGAAUCUGGUAAACUGUACUCUAAGCAACUCCCCUUGGACUACAAGUUAGGUAGUGUUUCCGCAAAAAAUGUUUUCAAACACCCAGAUGAAUUCUUUGGUGAUAGGAGCCACAAGAAAGCAUAA